AUGGCGAAAGGGGUCGAGUUGGCUCAGUGUUCGGAACUCGUGGAUCGGCUCAGCUCGCUGCCUGAUGACAUCCUUAUUGACAACAUCCUGCCAGUUUUCCCAAUGAAAGAAGCAGCGAGAACCAGCAUCCUGGCACGCAGAUGGAGAUUCCUCUGGCCCCGUGUUCGCUUCUUGGAUUUGGAUUUCGACGCCUCUAAAAAGGUUGCGGCAUGCCCUCUUCUUGAUAGGGAUAGCCGAAGAGAAUUCUUCCGCUACGGCGGCAGAGCAGCUUCCGAUUACUUCGACUGGGUGGAUCGAGUCGUCCUUUUUCACAGUAGGCGCUCGAAUUCUCUGCGUCACUUCCGUAUUCGCUUUCUCUUGGAUGAGAGCUUCUCCCAGGAUAUCGACUCCUGGCUUAUGUUCUCCCUAGAAAAGGGAGUGGAGGUGCUUGAGCUCGACUCCUGUCGAAGAUUGCUCAUCGACAGGGAUCCCCCCUGCAGGUUCCCCUCCAUUCAGCCCCGUCUACUUCCCAAGCUUAGAUUACUGAAAUCGCUCUCCCUGACUGAUGUAUCCAUAAAUAAUGAUUCUCUGGAGCAUCUGUUGCUGGGGUGCGAGUUCCUCGAGAGACUGCACCUUCGCUGUUUGAAGCCUUUAACCGCGGUCAACGUCACCGGUCCCGUAUCGAGGCUGAAAUACAUAGACCUGUCCCAUUGCAUUUGUGUGCGUUCAAUCAUGAUAUCAGCCCCUACGCCUGACCUUGUGUCAUUCACGUACAGUUAUUGGGCAAAUCCUCACCUGCAUGUUGAGCUUGCACCUCGACUUGUUGAUCUGUUCAUCGCCAGCAGUUACGAUCUUUUUGCUCACCCACUCUCUCGCUUUGUUUCCCAUCUCCAGACCCUUCACCUGCACAUAGAAUUUUGGCACUUGGUAGAAACGUACUUGCCUCGUUUUCCCGACCUAAGCGGUCUGAAACACCUGAAGUUGUCACUAACUUGGCUUAAAUAUGAUCGAGAGGACCUCCAUGGUCUGACUUCCCUGAUAAAGGCAGCCCCAUCCGUGCAACACCUAACACUGGUGACGGGAACUAGACCCAGCAAAGAGCUAAAGAUCAGCAAUGAAUUUUCCAACUUGGAUCUUCAGUUUCUACGGGUGAUCGAGAUAGUAGGGUUUCGAGGUCUGGAGGUGGAGCGCGAGCUCGCUGUGCACCUGAUUAAAUGUGUUACAUCACUUGAGAAGCUUAUCAUUGAUUGCCGGCUCCCAUUCUUAUUGGGAAGCAUUAUCGACGAGUACGGUGUUGCAAAGGAAGAGAUAGAAGAGCUGAGAAGAAAUGCCUUAGAGCUCAAGCAAGCGCUGAAGCUAGUUGUAAUCUAA
Punica granatum (pomegranate) is the source of this 1350-nucleotide messenger RNA. The record is from RefSeq and is a predicted model, not a curated record. Lineage: Eukaryota; Viridiplantae; Streptophyta; Magnoliopsida; Myrtales; Lythraceae.